GAAGCCUUUCACUGCGCAGAGGCGCUACAGCAGCUCAUCACAUGAUUCUUCUCUUGUGACAAUCCGAACAGAAAGGAAAAGCCUUUCCGACUUCCAGCUGAGUUUUGCUGAGCUGCGAUGACAGAUGACUGUUGUUUUGGUAUCAGAGGACCAACUUUAAGGAGGGAAAUGGAGUUGAGUUAACCAUUACCAGUCACACUCAGAUCAUUCCCGUCUCUGAACUGGACGUUUGGGGUUGUUGCGCCGCCCGGGGGACAAAGUUGGCGCAUGGAGAGGGACGAAGUUUCAUUUUUGCGCAGCGUAUUUUCUUUUAUUUUGUCGCCACUGAGUGCUAGCCAACCUCCCGUAGCAACGAACGCCAAGUAGUUCAGUUUCGACCCCCUUUGUGUGCAUGUUUGUGUGGCUGAUUUGAGGUCAGACAACGAGACAAGUUGAGGACACGUUACGUCGGGCGAGAUGGUGGACAGCAAACCUCUUCUCCAGGACAGACCGCCCGCCUACAACGCCGUCCCGGGUGCUUACGACUACGGCCCGCAGCAGCAGCAGCACAACUAUGGGGCCAUCCCCGCUGCGGCCCCGCCGCCCUACGCGUACCCCGCUGGUCAAGGUUACCCAGCAGCCCAGAUGCCCCCUGCUGUAUCCCAGCAGCCUUACCCUGGGACUUACGCCAUCAUCCAACCCUCUGUAGUGGUGGUGGGAGGCUGCCCUGCUUGCAGAGUUGGUGUCCUCGAGGAUGACUUCACUUGCCUGGGGAUCCUGUGUGCCAUCUUCUUCUUCCCCUUGGGUAUCCUCUUCUGCUUUGCACUGCGUCAGAGAAGGUGUCCCAAUUGUGGCGCCACCUUUGGCUAGGGGGACCAAACUACAGCUCUCACACGCUUCCCAUGCAUAUACACACACACACACAUACACACACACACACACACACAGAUAAUCCAGGAUUUUCAUUUUGUUUUCUUAUCUUUUGUUAAUAUUGCACAUUGCUGUUAUGCCAUUAUGUUAUAUAAAUAUACGUAUACAACAAACGACGUAGAUAUUACCAUGAUUUUCUAUUAGAGGCAUGUGUAGAAAUGUGUUUUCAUCCGCGAGCUGAGGAUCUACUCUGACAUGUGUCCAGCUGUUGUCAGUGCCUUCACUACAUGCUGAGUGAUCAUUCGAUUCCAUCAGUCAUGAUUUCUUUCGACGAUUUUGCUCUUUAUCUGAGGAUCUGAGCAGAUUCCUUUGUUUUGCCAAGUCACAUUUAAUCAAGGCAUAUGUAGUUUUUGUUUUUGCCUGGCCCUUUUUUUUGUGGGUUAACCUUGUGCUUAGUUCACAUUGCACUCGAGAUCUUUGAUGAAUUAGCUUUUUGUUUUUUUUUCUAAGAAGUUCUUUUGUUCCUUAUUUGUAUCACGUGGAAUGACACAGAACAUGUUAGAGAUGAAUAUAAAUCCCUGGAUAUAAAGUGUUCCAGCUGAAACCCGAAUCAGUGGACUUGAAUUAGAGUUUUGUCUGUUUUUGUUUGUUGAUAUCAUUUCUUGGGGCCAUAUUUGCACUGAACGUCUGAUUGUUUUUUUUUUUUUUUCCUUUUCUACUGAGUUGCGCUCUCCAGGGCCAAUGCAGACCUCAGGUAGAUAUAAUCUGAAAUGCCCACGACUUUACAACCUCAACUGCGUAAGACUUCUUACUUUAAGAGGACACUCAAAGUCAAAGUGAAGACUACUCCUUUAAGAGUUACUUCAAGGAAGCAUGCUGAAUUUAAAAAACUGAAGCAAUCUAUCAAUAAUGUGUAUAAUAUCUGGAUUUUCUCUCCGCGACAAGUCAACGUGCACCAUUCCUCCCAGCCAGACAAUCAAGAAUGUUCACGUCUCUGUAUCUGCAGUAUCACCCCGUCUACGUCUUCCAUUGCAGCAGAUGUUAUAAAACUGUCCCCCGACAGAAGAAAAGGAUCUAUAACUGGAUGGGAGGGAUUUAAACAAAUAUAUCUUGCUUUAGAAAACACACUACGCACGCUGUAAUGAUUGAGGUUCUUACUUUUUAUAUGUUAUUGUAAUUAAAAAUGAAUACCAUCUA
Neolamprologus brichardi is the source of this 2046-nucleotide messenger RNA. It is a transcript of the gene bri3, whose product is annotated as brain protein I3. Lineage: Eukaryota; Metazoa; Chordata; Actinopteri; Cichliformes; Cichlidae. The record is from RefSeq and is a predicted model, not a curated record.